Messenger RNA from Ziziphus jujuba (common jujube), 1450 nucleotides. RefSeq names its product protein PATRONUS 1. The coding region runs from base 179 to 925 and encodes 248 amino acids. The transcript has 5 exons. Gene Ontology annotation, biological process: regulation of mitotic cell cycle. Lineage: Eukaryota; Viridiplantae; Streptophyta; Magnoliopsida; Rosales; Rhamnaceae. The record is from RefSeq and is a predicted model, not a curated record.
UUAUAAAGGACUAGGGAAUGAAAAAACUAUCAGAGAAAACGAAACAAGAUCAAGUAAAAGAGGCAAAAAGAAGAAGCAAGAUUUUGCAGAGGAAACGAAGCAAUCUCUCAGCGAAUAGCAGUAACGAUCUCUUGGUGGAAUCUUUUAAAUUAGUGGAAUUUUUGUGCACAAAUCAGUAAUGGCAUCCAAAAUUGGUCGUCUAAUUCCAGAUCAGAACUUGAGUAUUCGAUACAAUGGAGCUUCUGCUGGGGGAAAGGCUAAUAAUGUAGUGAAAUCACAGAAGAAAGGAGGGCUUGGUGGAAGAAAACCACUUGGUGAUCUAUCAAACUCAGGCAAGCCUGCUCCAACUCAGCCAUCAAAAAAGGCAAAUCCCAAGAAUUUUGCUUUCAUUGAAGCAAUUCAAGAUUCAAGCAUUAAGAAGAAUAGCUUCAAAGCCUUUGACAAAGUGCAGACAGGUAGUAGGAAAGCACUUUCUGACAUUUCAAACUCUGGGAAGCCAAAUCUACAGGAGGAAUCAAAGAAGAAGCAGAACUUGAAGCUUGGUGUUGUGGAAGAAGAUUUUGUUUGUCCCAAUGGUGGUAUCUUGGAGGAAGGAUUUCUUCACAACCAUCAGGAAUGUAUUAAAGCCCAGACUAUGACUAUGGACGUAGACCAGUUUCUGAAUACACUUGGGCUAGUUUCUUCAAAACAGUUUGCUUCUCCAAGGGCAAUACCUACAGCGUCAAGCAAAAUGGAAAUUGAGAAAUCCAUGUGGCAUUUGGAAUUGGAAGAGAUGGAUGAAGAUAUGAUUGAAGAUAAAUACUGUGGGAAAGAGAGCUCUCCUCCAUGCAAGACUCCUAAAUCAUCAAAUUGCAGUAGCCUCUGGAAUGACUACGAGAACAGCAAUUUUAACUUGAUGGAGACACCUGAAUUAAGAAAGCGUUGAUUCAACUUGACUUGAUGCUAUAACAAUUAGGAAUUGAUGGUCAAAUUUAGGAAGGAAUAUCGUGUUAAAUAUGUGUAGUGUUUCAGUUUGAAACUCAGUAGAGCUGCUAUUGUUUGUUCAUAUUAUGUUGAAAAUUGUAUGCCAACCAGAACCAUGAAAUAGAUUUCUCUUAACUUUGUUUCUGUAGUUUCUCUUAAUAGUUCAUAGUGUUUGUUCAAUUGAAAUUCAGGUAUUCAGCCAAUGAUAUUGCCCCAUGUUCUAUUGCAAUUCCAUAUGCAUAGGUUUGGGUUAAUGCUGUUUGGAAAGGAAAUAGAAAACACAAUGAGCUUUAGAGGAUGAUGUUUUUCUUGUCAAAUACUUGUAAUAGUUGGUUUGUAUUUCUUUCUUCAGUCUUUUGGGUAUGUUUUUGGAUAUUUGUUUCCCCUAAGUUUUUGUUCUCUUCGACUUUUGUACAUGGGCUUUGAUUUGGAUUACUUGUACUCUCAAAUUUCAAUUAGAAGCUUACACAAAAUGGUUAGCUUGGAA